AUGAAGACCUGGGUUAGCAGAGGCCAUUCUGCUGUGGCUUUUGACAUCAAGUCAGACAGUCGGGAAGAUGUAACAGUGCGUAGUGGCUUUGAGCGCUUGCUGGCCUAUGGGCUGGGGCCCGAUGUUUGGAUCAUGGUCGAACAACCGAAGAGCUCGUUCAUGCCAAAGAUGCCUGAGUUCAAGAAGGCAGUGGAGCGCUGGGGGCUGCAGAAGUACAAUAGGUUUCUGGGAGCUUUUGGACAUGAUAUGUUGAAGCACACACAACUGUGGUCCUGCAUGCCCUCUUUGGUCGGCUGUGUCCGCCAGUGCACCAAAAAGGCGCAGCAAAAACAUAAGGACCGCAUGGAACGCAAGGCUGAGCGUUUGCGCCGACGUGGUGAAACGCCGCCAGAGUAUUGGAAGAAGCUCCCUGGUGGAAAGUAUCAGGGUGGAAAGGAUUUAGCCAAGAGUGCUGAGUACCCGCAACGCUUUGCAACAGCACUUUUCAAGUGCUGGCAGCGGGCCCAGAUGGGUGCAUAG
Molecule: messenger RNA, 519 nt
Organism: Durusdinium trenchii
Lineage: Eukaryota; Dinophyceae; Suessiales; Symbiodiniaceae
Source: the annotation of a GenBank genome assembly